This is a messenger RNA of Ostertagia ostertagi, 492 nucleotides long. Lineage: Eukaryota; Metazoa; Nematoda; Chromadorea; Rhabditida; Trichostrongylidae. The record is from the annotation of a GenBank genome assembly.
AUGCUUAUGUUCGACAAAGCCACUCAGCGUCACAGGGUUGAGGAUGCAAUGCUUAUGUUCGACAAAGCCACUCAGCGUCACAGGGGUUUCGGCUUUAUCACUUUCGACAACGACGAGGUGUCGGACAAAGUAUGCGAGAUCCAUUUCCAUGAGAUCAAUGGGAAAAUGGUCGAAUGCAAGAAAGCGCAACCCAAAGAAGUAAUGCUACCAGUUCAGCUGAACAAAUCGCGUGCAGCUGCUGCGCGAAAUCUUUACGGGCUUCCACCAGAGCAACUGCUACUGUUCAAUCAAAUGCCCGGCUACUCUGGACUGCCAUCGUCGCCGGGUUCGUCGUCAAGUGCAGCUGCAGCUAUUGCUGGUCGUGGUGGCGCUGGGCAACCAUUCGACGCUACUGCAGCAUUGUAUGCGAAUCUGAGCGCGGCACAGCCGUUCGGUGAUGGUGGACUGUACGUUUCUCCACAACCGCUGCAUACCUACCACAACAAGGUGUAA